Messenger RNA from Salvelinus sp. IW2-2015, 5504 nucleotides. RefSeq names its product DENN/MADD domain containing 5A (gene dennd5a). Gene Ontology annotation, cellular component: trans-Golgi network. Gene Ontology annotation, biological process: retrograde transport, endosome to Golgi. NCBI's taxonomy places the organism in Eukaryota, Metazoa, Chordata, Actinopteri, Salmoniformes, Salmonidae. The record is from RefSeq and is a predicted model, not a curated record. Gene Ontology annotation, molecular function: guanyl-nucleotide exchange factor activity; small GTPase binding.
AGACCCAUAAUGCAUUUCGGCUAGCAUACUGUUCUGAUUUUCAGGCUUUGCAGUACAUACACAAUGGCUGCGCGAAAUCACUACGCGAUCCUUUAAUAUGCACCCAGCUGAAAAAGCCGAGGAAAAGGGUACCACUGGACCAGUCUCAAAAUGACCACCGGCUUCAGCUCGAAUUCAUGUCGAUUCGCAGAUUAUUUUGUUAUCUGCGGACUUGACACUGAAAGCGGGCUUGAACCAGACGAACUGUCAGCUUUAUGCCAGUAUAUAGAGGCUACUAAAUUCAGAGAUGGGGCCAGAGGAUUGGCGAGUGCAGAUGAAGGUGAGAAUUUUGAGCAGAGUCCACUGCGGAGAACCUUUAAAUCCAAAGUUUUAGCGCACUACCCAGAGAAUGUGGAGUGGAGUCCCUUUGACCAGGAUGCCGUUGGCAUGCUGUGUAUGCCAAAGGGUCUGGCCUUCCGCACGCAGGCGGACACACGCGAGCCUCAGUUCCAUUCCUUCAUCAUCACGCGGGAGGACGGCUCGCGGACGUACGGCUUUGCACUCACUUUCUACGAGGAGGUGACCAGCAAGCAGAUCUGCAGUGCCAUGCAGACCCUGUACCACAUGCACAAUGCUGAACAAUACGACAUCCUGCACACCCCCACCACCCCGCGGUGCCCRGAGGWCCAGCGCCACCUCCAUCCCCACCCMCUCAACCCCCACCCCCAACARACGCUUCUCCCCACGCCCUCCAUCUCCCGGCUGCAGCGCUUCAACUCCUACGACAUCAGCCGCGACACGCUCUACGUGUCCAAGUGCAUCUGCCUCAUCGCGCCCAUGGCCUUCCCCCAGGCCUGCAGGAAGGUGCUCCAGCAGCUCCACCAGGCCGUCUCCUCCCCCCAGCCCCCACCCCUCCCCUUGGAGAGCUACGUCUACAACAUCCUGUACGAGGUGCCCCUGCCUCCCGCUGGGCGCUCCCUGAAGUUCUCGGGGGUGUAUGGGCCAGUGGUGUGCCAGAGGCCCAGCACGGCAGAGCUGCCUCUCUUUGACUUCCCUAUCAGCCAGGUGUUUGAGCUGCUGGGGGUGGAGAACGUCCUCCAGCUGUUUACCUGCGCCCUGUUGGAGAUCCAGAUCCUGCUCUACUCACAGCAUUACCAGAGGCUGAUGACUGUGGCGGAGAGCAUCACAGCCUUAAUGUUCCCUUUCCAGUGGCAGCAUGUCUAUGUGCCCAUCCUGCCCGCCUCACUGCUGCACUUCCUGGAUGCCCCAGUGCCCUACCUGAUGGGCCUGCACUCCAACGGAGAGGGUGACCGCACKAAACUAGAGCUGCCUCAGGAGGCCAACUUGUGUUUCGUGGACAUCGACAACCACUUCAUCGAGCUGCCAGAGGACCUCCCUCUGUUCCCCAACAAGCUAGAGUUCAUCCAGGAGAUCUCCGAGGUGCUGUUGGCCUUCGGCGUGUCUCCUGAGGGGAACCCGUUCCACAGCCAGGGCCAGGCCAAACACCGGGGCUUCCGCUCCACCGACAUGGUUACGGACAGACGCAACGGCAACCUGGCCAGCUCGCCCCUCAACUCCUACCUGCUGAGGGAGAACGAGACCAUCGCUAGACUGCAGGCCCUGGUCAAGAGGACUGGGGUCAGCCUGGGGAAGCUGGAUGUGAGGGAGGAUGCCAGCAGCAACAAGGACCUGAAGGUGCAGUGUGAUGAGGAGGAGCUGAAGAUGCACCAGCUCAACAUCCAGGUGCGAGAGGUCUUCGCCAACCGCUUCACCCAGAUGUUCGCCGACUACGAGGUGUUUGUCAUCCAGCCCAACCAGGACAAGGAGUCCUGGUUCAGCAACAGGGACCAGAUGCAGAACUUUGACAAGGCAUCCUUCCUCUCUGAUCAGCCUGAGCCCUACCUGCCCUUCCUGUCCCGUUUCCUGGAGACUCAGAUGUUCGCCUCCUUCAUCGAUAGUAAGAUCCUUUGCCAUGAUGAUGAGGACAAGGAACACACGUUGAGGGUGUUUGACUCUCGCGUGGACAAAAUCCGCAUGCUGAACGUGCGCACGCCCACCCUGCGCACCUCCAUGUACCAGACGUGCACCAAUAUCGACGAGGCGGACAAACUCCUUCAAAAGCGAUAUGAGAAAAUUGAUUUUGUCUCCCCUGAACCUCACUCCAUUGGGUUAGAGAUCUACAAGGCUCACCUUAAGAAGGCCAUAGAGAUGCGGGUGGUUAAGAUCGACCACACGGCCCUGCAUCCCCACCUGCUGGAUAUGAAGAUUGGCCAGGGUCGCUACGAACACGGCUUCUUCCCCCGMCUGCAGUCUGACGUGCUCUCCACUGGACCCGUCAGCAACAAAUGGGCGAAGAGGAGUGCUCCAGCACAGUGGAGGAGGAAGGACAGACAGAAACAACACGCUGAACACCUUUACCUGGACAACGACCAGAGAGAGAAAUACAUCCAGGAGGCCAGGAACCUGGGCACUACCAUCCGGCAGCCCAAGCUGUCCAACCUCUCCCCUUCCGUCAUCGCUCAGACCAACUGGAAGUUUGUGGAGGGUCUGCUGAAAGAGUGCAGGAAUAAGACCAAGCGCAUGCUGGUUGAGAAGAUGGGCAGGGAGGCGGUGGAGCUGGGUCAUGGGGAGGUCAGCAUUACAGGCGUGGAGGAGAACACACUUAUCGCCUCCCUCUGUGACCUGCUGGAGAGGAUCUGGAGCCACGGGCUGCAGGUCAAACAGGGUAAAUCUGCCUUGUGGUCCCACCUGCUCCACUAUCAGGAGAGCAAAGAGAAGACGGAUGCAGCACCGGCCGGUUUGGGUCCCCCAGGUCUCAUCCACAACAUAGAGAGACGCAAGUCUGACGCUGGCGCUGCCUUGCCCCCUCUCAAGGUAUCCCUGAUCAGGGACAUGAGACACAUCCAGAACAUUGGGGAGAUCAAGACAGACGUGGGCAAGGCCAGGGCCUGGGUGAGGCUCUCCAUGGAGAAGAAACUGCUGUCCAGGCACCUCAAAAAGCUGCUGUCUGACCAUGAACUUACAAAGAAACUAUACAAGCGUUAUGCUUUUCUGCGCUGUGACGAUGAGAAAGAGCAGUUCCUGUACCACCUCCUCUCCUUCAACGCUGUGGACUACUUCUGUUUCACCAAUGUCUUCACCACCAUCAUGAUCCCAUACCAUGUGCUGGUGAUUCCCAGUAAGAAACUAGGAGGCUCCAUGUUCACAGCCAACCCCUGGGUGUGUGUGUCUGGGGAGCUGGCUGAGACCGGGGUGCUCCAGGUCCCCAAGCACACUCAGGAGAUCACCUUUGAGUGCCAGAACCUAGGCAAGCUGACCACAGUGCAGAUGGGCCAUGAUAACUCAGGUCUUUACGCCAAGUGGCUUGUGGAGUAUGUUAUGGUCCGGAAUGAGAUCACAGGUCAUGCUUACAAGUUCCCGUGUGGCCGGUGGCUGGGGAAGGGGGUGGACGAUGGCAGUCUGGAGAGGGUCCUGGUGGGAGAGCUAGUGACACCGAACUCAGAGAAUGAGGACAGAAUGUGUCGCACGCCCCCCAUGCAGCAGUCCCCUGGGAUGAUGAGGAGGUUUGUCACCAUCUCACCAAACAGCAAACCAAAGUUGAACACUGGUCAGAUCCAAGAGGGAGUGGGAGAGGCCAUCAAUGGGAUAGUGAAGCACUUCCACAAGCCAGAGAAGGAGAGGGGCAGUCUGACCCUUCUGCUGUGUGGYGAGUAUGGUCUAGUCUGGGCUUUAGAGCAGGUGUUCCAGCAUGGCUUCAAAUCCCCACGCCUCUUUAAGAAUGUCUUCAUCUGGGACUUCUUAGAAAAGUCACAAGUGUACUUUGAGAGUGCUGAGCAGAGGGAGGUGACUCCAGAUGAGAACUGGCAAACCAGAGUACGCCACUUCUGCCGCUUUAUGCGGGCCAUCAACAGCACAUCUAGGAACAUAGGCAAGGAUGGGAAGUUCCAGAUGCUGGUGUGUCUGGGUGCCAGGGACCAUUUGUUACACCACUGGAUCGCUCUCCUCGCAGACUGUCCAAUCACAGUCCAAAUGUACGAAGACACAGCACUGAUAAAGGACCGCUCAUUGGUAAAUUCUCUGAUCAGAGUGCUACAGACUUUGCAGGAGUUCAACAUUACCCUAGAAGCUUCACUUGUCAAAGGGAUCGGUAUCUAGGCCCUCCUUCGUUCACACCAAUUGGACCUGACUAAGGAAGACUGUUAGGGACCACUAAAGAACAAUUAAACCUUUUUAUGCAGYAAGAGACUUGAACAAUUAAGGGACGAUUUCUGGCUUAUAUUAAAGCUACUGUUACAUUUGCCAUAUAUUAAGUGCAAUGAGCCUUUCAAAAUGUGUUGUUAUUUUUAUCCUCAACAAUGUUGCUGUUAGACGUUAAGAAUAUGUUUUCUAUUACGAUCCGUGACUUUCACUUUGUUGAAGAAGAUAACCCACCUGUUGUAUACUACUUUAUUGAAAGCUAAAUAUUUUCAUUGUUAUUGUGAACUGCUGACAARGGCUAUAUUCUAAAAAGGAAAACAAGGAASAAAAACUGUUAAUAUAUUUUCYGAGAAGAACAGUAUUAUUUUGAUAUGUCUGUCAAGUUGCUUGCUCUGUUCUAAUUCUAACUGUCAUAAUGCAGAGCUUGAAGCAAAUGAUGCAGAAMUAUGCUUUAUAAGUAUGAAUAUGACAUGGUAUAGAUGUUUGUGUAGGGUGGYAAACUGAUUCARCUAKAUCAAUAUGACAYUGMGUAAGUUUGGAUCAAUCCCKCUGGAAGUACCGUAGMAUGCAACUAUUUUAUAUGGAUAACUUGGCCUAAGAAGAGGCUCCUGAAUAAGAUAAUGUAGCGUAUGCUAGUGAUGCACAAUAUGUAUUCAGUUGGAGAAGUAUCACRAUACGGCCAUGUCAGUGCUUCACACUUGACACACAACUCUUCAACAGUACAGUACUCAUCAUAACCAUGGCUUGGUAGAAAGUGAGUCAUUUAUAAAAUGACAGCCUUCGUGUAAAUACCUCUAACCAGUGCAUCCUUCUUUCCAACAACUUCUCAUUAUUCCACACCUGUUCUGCCCAUUCCUGGCAGGUUUACAACAUGUCUGUUCAGUAGUGAGAAUUGAAUGAGCUGAUUGCAAGUUAAAUUAAUAAUGAGUGGUACAUAUGGUUGCUAUAAAAGGCCAGAUUCAAAAUAGAGCAAACGAUUCUCCUCUGAACUGUUGGCGUUUCUGCUAUGCAAUAUAAUCCACAUCACACAAAAAAAUCUACCCAAGAUCUAGAUGAGAAUCAUUGGACCUCCUCCAUUUUUCUUACUGAUGAUGAAUAACAAUAGCAGUUUGAUAGAAGUAGGUGUGAAGGAUGUCUUUCCUGUGCCAAUGUCUGGAUUGUGUUGGUUGUACUAUUCCAUGUACAAUCGAAAUGAGCAUCUUGGGAGAUAUAUUUUUGUUUUUCAAUACUGUUGUACAUUUGACAUAGCCGUAUAAUGUAGUGUUUACUAAGUGAGGAAAUGUGUACAGUGUAAAAAAACAAAUAAAGAAUACAAUUACAGAAAUGCA